GGGAGGGACUACCAAACCUUACACUCAAACAAAGAAAAAGUCAUAACAACGGAUGUUUUCAUUAUUGUCAAAUCAACAAGUGGGUUGAAAAAAAAACCUGUCGGUUAUUUUACGGAGCGUCCUAAAUGUUGCCUGCGAUGCUCCGUCGGGUGGUUUCAAUUUGCCAUUUAAAAGGAAAGAAGAAGUAGCGAAAGAAGUAGGUGGUGGAGAAUUUCAUCUCCAACAGUGGUGAGACGCACAAGGACCAGAUUUGAUCACCGAAACAGGCUUUUAUUGCAGGCACAGCCGUCGGAAGCUUGACCCCCGGAAUGCAGGGAAGAGGCAGCGGCUUGCAAACAAAAAUACUUUUAAUGUGCUCGAGCAGGUGCAGGUACUCACAGUUGUAAAGGUGCAAACAAAAAGCGACAGAGGGAAACGCUCUGUGGGUGAAAUAAGAUGAAGCAAGUACAACAGGUGAGUCGCAUCUCGUCCGGUGCAAAGACGAGGAGCAAUGGCAAUCAACCAAACGUACCAAAGCUCUGUCCUUUUAACCGCCACUGAUGAUAAUCUUCUGCAGCUGCGUGGCCACCAGGCGCGACGCGGCUACCACUUCCUCCCCGGAGAAAGGGCAACACAUUUAUAGUAAUACACAAGCACAAAUCUUAUUUAUGUCUUAAAUGGCUUAUUUACUCUUAUUCUGUCUACUAUAUUGGGUAAUAUGAGUGUAAAGGUGACUAUAGGGGUGUUAUUUCAUGUCUAGAGGGCUCUAAUAAUGUUUAAAACUAUGUUUAGAAGGUGGUAAACAGGUUUUCUAUGCUCUAACUAUGAAAAUAUUCUAUUUAUAAGUAAGGAAUUCUACUUGGUGGCUGCAUGUUGGCCACACAGUCAGGAGAUCGGGAAGGGUUUGAAUCUCCACCUGGGCCCCUCUGUGUGGAGUUUGCAUGUUCUCCCGUGUAUGCGUGGAUUUUCUCCGGGUUUCCCUCCCACAUUCCACAAACAUGCAUGUUUGGUGAAUUGGCGACUCUGAAUUGUCCAUAGGCAUGAAUGUGAGGUUGAUCGAUUGUUCGCCUAUACAGCAUGUGCCCUGCGAUUGGCUGGCGACCAGUCCGGGGUGUACCCUGCGUCUCGCCCAAAGUCAGCUAGGAUAGGCUCCAGCAUACCCCCGUGAGCAUAGAAAACGGAUGGAUGGAAUCCUACUUGGCGGAAAUUCACUUAUCACAGUUGGACGUAGAACCAAUUAAUCGCAAUAAACGAGGGAUUACUGAACUCCAUUUGAGAAGCACUAGAUUGGCUCAGAUUUGCAUUUUAUUGUUCUGACAGGAAAUUGGGGAAGUCAAACUUUCCAAAAUGUCUAAAUGAGGAUGUUGCCAAAUGAUGUGUAAACAUACAAGAGACAAAAGUAUUGGGACGGCCAAAACGGCUUGCUCUCUCCUGGGAAGACUUUCUACAAGAUUUGGAGUGUGUCCAUUUGUGAGGUCAGAGGUCACUGAUGUUGGACCUGAAGCUCUUCCACGCCAAGCUCCCGGUACCCGAAUACCAGAGUCAUUGUUGCAGUGCAGCACGUAACGCCAACAUGGCCGUCUCACAAAAAGAUGAAGUGUAAGAUAAACAUUUGCAUCUGUCAUCCAGAGUGUUCGCUAACGUUCUGUUCACACCUCCCAUAUAAAAGCUGAAAAGCAGAAGCUGCUGUCAGUGUCAGCAUUGACUCCCCACAAGGAGAAGACACUUCUGCUUAUUCAGCUGCUGUCCUUCUUCUUCUCUGUCUUCUUCUUGUAUCCUCCAGUCACACGACAGUCGACACAAACUGCAGUGAUGGCGGAGACGGACGUCAACUACGCCUCAGUUGUCUUCAGGAAUGACAAACAUCCACCAUCCAGAGCCCAGAAGGCAGAAGAAACGCUGUACGAUGAGGUUAAAGUUGAAAACGGUCAUCAAGGUGACGGAAUGGCAAGUCAAACAUCAUCAUAUGAUGCUUUUACAAAAGGGAAGCAGUCCACCAGCGACCAGGGCGGGGAGGACAGUUUGAAAGCUGCAGACGACUCAGUGGGGCUGGUACCGCAGGUCAAGGAAGCCCAGAGUCAUCGGCACUGUCAGCUGCUGGUUUGUUGUACGGUGCUACUGUGCGUCACGCUGAUGCUAGCCAUCAUGGCCUUCUACUUCUACCAGAGCAACGUCGCAUACAUGCUGGCAGAAAAGCAGAACUAUACGUCAGAAGUCUACAAUCUGUUGCUUGAAAUCGAGCAGCUCAACAUGAAGGCAAAGCAGCUGGAGACAGACAAGAACACCUUGAUACAAGAGGUAAAUACCAUGAAGGCCGAGUGGAACAAGUUCAACAUCAGUAGGGCUCAGUGGGCCAUCGACACCUUCUGUCCAGAAGAAAAUGGCGAAAGACGGUGUCGCGCUUGUGAACAUGGUUGGGUAUAUUUUCAGUCCAGCUGCUAUCUCAUCAACAACGCAGAAAGAGCAAAUCGGAGAACUUGGGAAGAUGCCCGUCAGAGCUGCUACGAUGAGAGUUCUGACCUGGCUGUUGUAGAAAACCAGGCGCACAUGAAAUUCAUCAGCGAUAACAGUUGGAGUAGUGGGGGUACUCUGGGCUACUGGGUCGGCCUGAGAGUGGAGGACGGUCAAUGGAAGUGGGCCAACGGCAGUGAAGCCACUAAAGAAUGGAAACCAAAAGACGAAGACUCUAGAAAUGCUUGCGCGAUUUCUGUGAGGUCUGAAGGAUUGAAGGCUGUAAGAUGCUCGACAACACAACGAUGGAUCUGCAAGAAGACGGCCUUAUCGCUUUAGAUGCUGCAGCCACACUUGUGAUGCUUACUUAUAUAAUAUAAAAAUUAAAUACAACAUCCAACUCACCUGUGACCCCAAUGAGGACAAGCAGAGAAGGAAAAUGUAAACCACACAAUGCACACUUUUGGACCACAGGGGGCACUAUUGUUCUUCAUUCACUUUCAUUUACUAUAUACGAUUAAAGUGCAGCCA
Molecule: messenger RNA, 2961 nt
Organism: Dunckerocampus dactyliophorus (ringed pipefish)
Lineage: Eukaryota; Metazoa; Chordata; Actinopteri; Syngnathiformes; Syngnathidae
Product: CD209 antigen-like protein 2
Exons: 8
Coding region: 1792-2769 (325 amino acids)
Source: RefSeq, a predicted model, not a curated record